Anguilla anguilla (European eel) is the source of this 3834-nucleotide messenger RNA. RefSeq names its product complement decay-accelerating factor transmembrane isoform-like. Bases 484 to 2472 code for a protein of 662 amino acids. The transcript is spliced from 17 exons. NCBI's taxonomy places the organism in Eukaryota, Metazoa, Chordata, Actinopteri, Anguilliformes, Anguillidae. The record is from RefSeq and is a predicted model, not a curated record.
CUGGCAACCCUCCGACUGCCAGACAAUCGGUCUUACCUCCUGAGCUAUGUCGCUACUUGGGCUAACAUCACGAAAUUCUCAUCACGAAAUUCUUUUUCCGAUCAUUGUUCAUUGGAAUCAUCAGAGGAGACAGUCAUAUUGAAGUUCGCUGCAAGGGCGUCAUUCGACAGCGACUCAUUGUUUCCUGAAACACACACAGGGCGUGGUAAACCUUGGACACACUAGCCGUCCUAGCUGUUAACACUGGUUAUUAACGCUGAAGGGCUGCUAACUGUAUGACAUCGUUAGAAGAUCGCUAGCUAAUUUACCCACCGUGUAACGUCUGCCAAUUAACUGCCUUGCUAAGUGAUUAUUCUUUCAGUCCAACGGCAAUACCAGCAACAAAACUCUGUUGGCUAUCUAGGCUACGUAGUGCUAGCUAGCUAACGUUAUAAGUAUUUACGAUUAGCUGUCUAAGGUUAAAUCGACUUGAACCGGAGGAAUAUGCCGAGGUUUAGGCAUUCCUGGUCGUAUUUGGGGGCGACCUUGUUUUUGUGUUUUCUGCUUGCUGAUUGUGUGAAAGGAGAAUGCCAACCACCUCCGUCGAAGACUGGCUUAGAAUUGACGGAAGAGGAAGCUGCAUUGGACACAUUCGACGAAGGAUCAAGCGUUACUUUCAAAUGCGGAACAGGAUAUACAAAAGUCAGUGGAGAUGGGACAAUAUUGUGCAGGAAUGGCAUUUGGACCGUGGAAACACUUCAGUGCCAAAAAAAAUCGUGUGGUUCACCUGGAUACUUGAUAAACGGAAGAUUUAGCACUCCAGAGGGAACUGAUUAUGGUGCGACCGCUUACGCUUCUUGCAACCGUGGCUAUGAAGUGCAAGGAACGGCCUAUAGGCAGUGUUUUGACUUUGGUUGGAGCAACCGCGUUCCGCUCUGUGAAAUUAAGAAAUGUGCGGAUCCGCCCACAAUUGUCAAUGGAAGAAUCUCCAGUCGUCCUGACACAGAAUUCCCUGUGUUCAGGGAUAUAGUACAGUACAAAUGUGACAAAAACUACAACCUUGUUGGAGACUCGCAGCUUGUAUGUAAUGAGCUUGGUUCAUAUAAUGGAACGGUUCCCCAGUGUAAAGAACUGAACUGCCCAGAUCCAAGUAUCAAAAAUGCCCAGCGGGUUGAUGGCGGUCCGCCGCCCUAUAAACUUAAAUAUUUUGUAACCUAUAGAUGCAAUGAGGGCUAUGUGAUGGAAGGGCAAAGUAGACUAGUGUGCGAAGCAACGGGAUGGUCCUCUGACUUCCCAACCUGCAAUAAAGUUAGGAAAUGUGCGGAUCCGCCCACAAUUGUCAAUGGAAGAAUCUCCAGUAGUCCUGACAAAGAAUUCCCUGAGUUCGGGGAUAUAGUACAGUACACCUGUGACAAAAACUACAACCUUGUUGGAGACUCGCAGCUUGUAUGUAAUGAGUUUGGUUCAUAUAAUGGAAUGGUUCCCCAGUGUAAAGGACAAUGCCAACCACCUCCGUCGAAGACUGGCUUAGAAUUGACGGAAGAGAGCGCGGCAUUGGACACAUUCGACGAAGGAUCAAGCGUUACUUUCAAAUGCGGAGCAGGAUAUACAAAAGUCAGUGGAGAUGGGACAAUAUUGUGCAGGAAUGGCAGUUGGACCGUGGUAACACUUCAGUGCCAAAAAAAAUCGUGUGGUUCACCUGGAGACUUGAUAAAUGGGAGAUUUAGCACUCCAAAUGGAACUGAUUAUGGUGCGACCGCUUUCGCUUCUUGCAACCGUGGCUAUGAAAUGCAAGGAACGGCCUAUAGGCAGUGUUAUGACUUUGGUUGGAACAACCGCGUUCCGCGCUGUGAAAUUAAGAAAUGUGCGGAUCCGCCCACAAUUGUCAAUGGAAGAAUCUCCAGUAGUCCUGACAAGGAAUUCCCUGAGUUCAGGGAUAUAGUACAGUACACCUGUGACAAAAACUACAACCUUGUUGGAGACUCGCAGCUUGUAUGUAAUGAGUUUGGUUCAUAUAAUGGAACGGUUCCCCAGUGUAAAGAACUGAACUGCCCAACUCCAAGUAUCAAAAAUGCCCAGCGGGUUGAUGGCGGUCCGCCACCCUAUAAACUGAAAUAUUUUGUAACCUAUAGAUGCGAUGAGGGCUAUGUGAUGGAAGGGCAAAGUAAACUAGUGUGCGAAGCAACGGGAUGGUCCUCUGACUUCCCAACCUGCAAUAAAGUUCUUCCCCCUCCUGUUCCAACAAAAACACCAGAGGAAACCACGACGAGGACAUUGCCGAAACCAGGCCCAACUCCAGAUCCAGAUCAUAUGCGUAAGGUGUUGAUAGCAGUUUUUGCUACUCUUGGGGCGUUGGCUGUUGUUGGGAUUAUUGCGGCUUUUCUAUUUAAGUCUUACAAGAAAAAACGUGAAUACCUCACAGGAGAAGACACCCGGAAGCCUGAAGGAGAAAUGCCAUUAAGCCCCAAAGCCCACACAAAUUCAUACCCUUGAUGAAGCGGUGCGACGCCGGCUGUGUAUUAGCGAGCAUCUGCCCCAGCAAGAGAAGCCUUUCUGGGGGGGGGGGGGGCCUGCAGCUACACGUGUGAUUUUAAGGGGGUGCUUCACUUGCCAAUCGCCCGCUUCAGAAGACGGUUUAGUAUUUAAUUUUACUGGAUUUUAUUUUUGGUUUGUUUUUGCGUGAAUGUAAAUAGCUUUUUUUAUGGUAAUAUGUCACAUGACAGAAGUUUUGGAGACUGGUGAAUGUACAAAUGUUAAAUCCUGCAUUGUUUCCCGUGAAACAAUUUAGAGAACACAUUACAUGUCCCUUUACAUAUUCCCAUUUUUUUUUUUCGGAAAGAGAGAGAACGGAACAUGGGUCCUUUGUUAGGGGCUGAUAAUGAGUGGAAUGUAAACAAAAAAAAAACGAAGCCCAUGUGCAUGCUUAUCUUACGGGGGGCGGGGGGGGGGGAUGGUCGAGGCGGACGUUCCUCCCCCAGUAAAUGUGGGGCUGUGUAUCUGGAGAAGAAGAGGAGCCACAUUGUCCAGUUAUCUGCUCUGCAGUUAGCCGCAGUUAGCCGCAGCUCAGUAGCGGUAGUGAGCAGUGAACGCUGCAGCGGCUUAUCGCGCCCGGGGGCGGGGGUGAGGGCGGGGGCGGGGGCGGGGGCCCGGGGGGGGGGGCCUUGCCACGCCGCCCUAAUCCAGUUCAAGCUUCCUAGUGGCUUAUCUGAUGGUUUUAUUAAUUUCUUCCCCCCACACAGUGGACUUAAUAUCGCAUUUCCCGUCUGCGAGCCGCACCUAGAAUUACGUUACUUAAUAACCAACCCCGUUUGAACACAAACAGUCUUCCUGUUUAUGGUCGUUCAACAGUCUUAACAGCGUGUGUGUGUGUGAAAAAAGAUUUUUCAGUGUUUUCCUUGAGAAUUACAACUCAUUUAAUUAGAUUAGUUGCCAACGAAAUCUGAUUCCUUUUUCUGUCAUUUUUCUUUAAAUUUUUUCUACCACUGUCACCUUCUUGCCAGCCGUUUUACGCGCAGUUAACAGUUAACUGUGUGCGUGCGUGUGUGCGUUAAUUGUUAGAAACAGUGUGUUCAGUAAACAUGCCUUUUUGUGAGGUAGUGCAGUGAUAUUGUUGAGAUUGUUAUUCUUUGCUGUUGAAUUGUUCUCUCUGCCAGACAAUGGAAGAUGGAUGUUUUUCCAUUCAUGAAUGCCACAGUUCUUUUGUUGUGAAUUAAAUGUAAUUUAAAAGAGAAUAAUUAAAAAAACAUUGUAACAUUGUUUUAGAGAAAGCCGACAUCCUGUUCUCAUCGAGUGUUUAUUCCUUAAAUUUGACUGGGCAUGUACAUGUGUUCUGAUUAAAAUGGGUUCUAAAACUGG